AUCCGAUCCGUUCAUGCUUCGAUCUCGCCUCGCCAUCGCAUUUUUCGGGUCGAUUCGUCAACCGCGCAACGGACACGAUCCCGCCCAGCCCACCGAGCACACUGGCCGCUUCAAGGGCUAGCGGUGUCGGGCCGCAAUGAUACGCCGUGCCGGGCAGAUCUGCCGGGCGUGCGCUGCAUACCCACGGCGUAUACCAUGGCCCCUCGAAGCAAAACGGGUUGUAAUACACCCGCAGCACGCAAGAACCAUAACCAUUCACCAGGUCCCGCCCGGCGAUGCUGCUGUGACGACCGAGUCGGCAACAACCAACCCAGAUCAUGCGGCGCACAACGAGCUGCUGGAUCUUCCCCGCCAGAAAAUAAUAACCCGCGACGGGCCCUCGCCCGACUCCGAAACCGCUCCAUCGCCGACCCGGCGCCGACGGCGGACUAAACGUCGGGAAGGACUUGGAGACGACAUAGACUCGGGCGGCGAAACGCAUUGGAGGUUCCCCAGCGCCGAGGUCCGUUUCCGGUACCACCUACCAUGGCUGGUUGUCAGGCACAAGACCACGGGCAAGAAUUUCGACUCCCUCGUCGGUCAGUUCCGAGUCUGGGACAACCACAUGAGAGCCGCCUUCCAGCGUCUGGACGGUUCCGCCACGGAGGCCCCGCGCGCCUCGAAAUCCACAAGGGGGAUCCUGAAGACGUACGAAGGGCUCCUGGCGUUGAAGACUGUCGAGGAGAUGAGGUCGUCCUGGCUCGCGAUCGCGCCUGAGAAACGGGAACAGGACUGGUUGUACUUGAUGAAAGCCGUCGUAGACUUCCGACCGGAGAGCGCCGCGUUGGUGCUAGAGGCCACCGUCGAGCCGUCAACCACGCCAGGCUGGGCCGUGGCGGACGUCUUCGCCUUCCUCAACAGGUGGUCUUCGACGCUGCCGGACGACGGUCGGAGACACCAACAAGCCCGGCUUCCCGGACUGCUUCUUCACCUCCUCCGGAACAGUCCCCCUAAUCAUUACCAGUUCCAUCAGUGGGCCCUGGGUCAGACGCUCUCUGUCUGUGAACCAGACACGGCAGCCGAGAUAUAUUCGGCGCUCCGGCGGUACAACCACUACAUCCACUAUAACACCAAGCUCAAGAUCGCAGGCUGUCUUACGCGGGGCUCCAAAUACAAGCUCGCCGCGCUCCGCGUCUUCGAGGAGGUUUUAAAGGACCCCCACGUGGACGUCAACGAUCGCCGUUGCGCCGCCUUGGCCACGGAACUCUUCACACUGCCCCAGAGCUGGAAAGACGGCCGCGAGUCACCCGUAGAGGUGCAGUUGCUGGCCGAAGCAUUCGAGCGCGUGGUGGGCCUCGGCCUCUCCCCAAACGUGGUGACUUACACGGCCAUGAUCCGUUCCCUGUGCUUAACCAACCAGCUGGGCACGGCCUGGAAGAUCUACGAUGUCAUGCGCAGCCACGGGACAACGCCGGAUCCGCACGUCUUCUCGAUCCUCCUGAAUGGAGCCAAACUCGCCAUCAGCCUUGACUCGACUGUCCGGGUCGUCGAGGAGGCGACACCUGAUACCUUCCGGAUACCCUACUUCUGGAACGACAUAAUCCACACCAUCCUUUUGGCUGCGGCGGAAGAAGCCACCUCCCGACCAGUCAUGCACGGUCAGCCGAUCGCCAUCCCUGCUUUCUCCUCCAUGCUCCGAGUCUAUGCCAAGUUCUUCAGGCUCGAGCCCUUGCAAGGACUUGUGCAGACCGAUCUGCAGGAGAUCCUCGCGCAGGACGACGACCCGAGUCGUCAGCUUGAGCUGAAUUGGAAACAAAAGUUAGCAGUCCUCGUCGACCAACUACCCGUGUCCUCGCCGGAGGAGCUCGUAGAGCCUGGCGUCGAUACCCUGGGCAUCAUGCUGCUGGGCUACAUCAAGAGCUUUUCCACCCCGCAACCGGUCCUCUCGUUCUACUCGCACUUCCGCAAGUUGCUGAAGAGUCGAGACCCGAUCGCCAUCGGCCUUGCGAGCCACAGUACGCUCCCGUACGACGUCGUGCUCAAGUCCCUGACAGACAACCCCGGCAUGCUGCGCGUCGGCAUCGACAUCGUCAACGAUAUGCUCAGGGAUGCCGCCGCCUCUGCCGCCGCCCUCAAAGCUCGGCCAGCCGAAUCCGACCCCACGCCCCCCCCUGCACCACCACCAACAACAACCAGCGGGCCAGGCGCCGGUCCAGAGGCAGUGGAGCAGCAGACAGACAAGGCGACCACCAGCACAGCCACCACCGUCACCACCACCUCCGCCGCCGCCGCCGCCGCCGCCACCGAAGAAGAAGAAUCUAGCCUCCCCGCCUUCCAUCAUCCGCCACCCAGCGUCUACACCUGGUCCAUCCUCCUGCUCGCCUUCUCCAAGCAGCGGAACCUGCGCGAGGUCGAGCGCCUCAUCCAGGCCAUGCGCCGCCACGGCGUGGAGCCCAACCGGGUGACGUGGAACACCCUCCUGACGGGGCACGCCAAGCGCGGGAACGAGCGCGGCGUCGUGGCCGUGGUCGACCGGCUCGACGCCGCCCGCUACCACCCGGACCGCUACACCGUCACGGCCGUCGGCAAGCUGCACCGGCCCGAGCGGGCGCUCACUCACCUCGAGGAGCGCGCCGCCGCGCGCGAGGGCGAGCGCUGGGCCGAGGUCGAGGAGGCCGCCGUGGUGCCGGAGCCGGGCCGGAGCCUGUGGCCGCCGCGGCCGCUCGUCAAGAAGCAGGGCAGCAGCAGCAGCAGCCGCGGCGGCGAGAAGGUCCCGCUGCGGCUGGGCAAGCGCAUCGACAAGUUCAGGCAGAGGCUCGCCAAGGAGCGGGCGGAGCUGGAGGCCAAGAUGCAGCAGGAGCGCCGGCAGGCCGAGACGGCGCUGGAGAAGGCCAAGCGGGAGGCCCGCGAGACGCGGUCCCGCGUGCAAGAGGAGGAGUGGGCGGCGCGGGCCAGGCCGCCGCCGCCGCUGCCACUGGCCGAGGGCGGCGCCGGGGAGGAGGAGCAGGCCCAGGAGGAGCAGGCGUCGUCGACCGCCGAGGCCGACGGUGCCGGCGUGUCGGACGCGGCCGUGGACUCGUACCUGCGCAUGUACGACGAGCUGGUCUUCAUGCGGACGCACAACGAGCUGCGGGAGAUCAAGGAGAGCAUCAAGGAGGACCAACAACCGACGGUCAGGAGGGUGCAGACAGAGAAGGGGAAGUACCCGCCGCGCUGGGAUUCUUACGCGCGGAGGCCGCUCGGUCUGAGCGUAGGCCUCGAGAGAGCCGAGGCGGAGACGGCGUCGGAUGGAACAGGGACACCGACACCGCCGCCGCCGCCGGAUGAGGCACCGGCGACUCGGGAGGAAGCAGAGUUGGAAGCGGCAGGUGAACCACGUCCUUCCGAACAGCAGGCUAGAGAGUGACCGGAGGGAACAAACAGACGCACAUUACAAGUGGAGGCGGUGAAAGAAGAGAGGACGGACGCGCCGCCUCACAAGGAGUAAAUACCGCAAAAUGAUGUGUACUAUUUUCCUUGUACUUUAUAUAUGUAUAUAUAUAUAUAUUACGCUAUCCAUCAUCG
Molecule: messenger RNA, 3543 nt
Organism: Thermothelomyces thermophilus ATCC 42464
Lineage: Eukaryota; Fungi; Ascomycota; Sordariomycetes; Sordariales; Chaetomiaceae
Exons: 1
Coding region: 605-3385 (926 amino acids)
Molecular function (GO): protein binding
Source: RefSeq, a predicted model, not a curated record